UGUAAGAUUUUCCGGAGAGGUGGUCGCUUUUGUUGCUUCUCCGAGUAUGUACUGACAUACAUAUUCAGUUAUAAAUCUCCGUUGUCAAGUAAGAGAGUAUUGGUAGGAAUGUACGAGUGAGAAAUUCGUUUGAAGGAGCUUCCUUGCAGCAGACAGCCAGGAAUCCGGUAGCCCCCCGCCCAGCCCGACAGAUUCGGCUGCAUCAGAAUCAGCCCCUACCUUAGUCCACAUAAAGCAGGAGAAUAUGCCACCUGGAGCCGACAUCAAAGAGUACUACGGGUCUUUAGAUUUCAGUCUCUCAGACACAUACCUCCCCUCUAACUACCCCGACUACGGCCCUGGCUUCCUACAAAGACCACUAGAUCUACAAAGCCAAAGAUAUCUAGACCCCGAUAAAGAUAUCAAAGAACCACCGGAAGAUGACAAAGAAACUUUAAAUAUACCAGAAGAAUUGAUAAUGAAAAGUGGCGGAGUAUUUGCUAGAUCCAAUAUUUUAGUUGGUACAAAGUAUGGCCCUUUUAUCGGCAAAUGGGGGACGCAGCCGCUGGAUGCCAAAUACGCUUGGGAGGUGGUGGGAAAGAAUGGCAUUCGGGGCUGGCUGGACGGUACAACUGAGAAGGCCAACUGGUUGAAAUUCAUCCGCUCCACAAACUACACCCAGGACGUUAAUUUGCAACACCUAUUGCAUGCUGGAGAGGUUUGGUACAAGGUAAUCCGGGAGAUCCCGUCUGGUCAGGAGCUGCUACUUGGACCUAGGACUCCUCUGCCACUGCAAGAUGUACUGCCAAAUGAACACCAAAGUUCGAGUAACAAAUUCUCGCAAGCUGAAGAGGAGGAUCGUGAAGAUAGCGAGCCAAGGUGUUCCUUUUGUGACGCGCCCUUUCCAAACAUUGACGCGCUUGACCGUCACCUGAUACAAGCUCACGGCCAGACCCCAGGCGCUUUUCACUGCGAACUCUGCAACCGAGCGUACAGUUCCCGGGCAUUGCUGCUGCGACACCGAGCUUUAGCCCACACUGACAUCAGGAAAUAUCCCUGCGAGAACUGCCCUAAGGUAUUUACCGAUCCUUCCAACCUCCAGCGCCACAUCCGCGCCCAGCACGUGGGUGCUCGCAGCCACGCGUGCCCGGAGUGCGGGAAGACCUUCGCCACUUCAUCAGGGCUGAAGCAGCACACUCACAUCCACUCCAGCGUCAAGCCGUUUCAGUGCAAGGUGUGCUUUAAGGCAUAUACCCAAUUUUCCAACUUGUGUCGUCACAAGCGAAUGCACGUUGCGUGCAGAGCUCUCGUCGAGUGUGGCAAAUGUGGCCAGUCCUUCACUUCCUACGCCUCACUCACUAAACACAAGCGGUUCUGUGACACCGCAUCUGCCGGCGUCAACCUCCGCGGUCAGAUGUCACAGGGACUACCCCAGAUACCUCCUCUACCAAACGUCGGAAUGAAUAACCCAAAUAAUCCAAACCCUUUUCCCUUAUACAGGGGACCUGCAUUACCUUUACCAUACAAUACUUACUACCCAGCACUGUUCUCGGCUGCGGCAGCUGCUUGCCAGCCAGAUUUUUUGAACCCAUUAUUGUUCAAUGUUCAAGGAAGACUGGCAAUGGAACACGACAUUGCUUUAUCAAAUGCAAAUUUGGUAUCAAAACAACAAGAUGGUCGGGUAUCUGUUAAAAGUAUUGAUAGCUCCACCUCCAUAGAUGAUAAGAAGAACAAAGAAAUGGAAUUUGAAAACAGGCGAAAUAACGACAUUUCAGACAGGGCUACACCUACUAAAGUACAAAGUUUUUACAAACAAUCUCCACCUUCAUCUGAAGAUAUUUCUCAGCCUCGCCCAUCUCCAAUUAUGACAAUGCCAUCUCCCAUUGUACCAUUCAACUUUCAAAGAGAAGAUUUAAAACGCAAGUCACCCUUUAAUUUUUCACUGAAACUUAACAAUAAUGAUAUGAAAAGACAUAAAUCUGUUUCACCUUCUCCUAAAGAUUUAUCCAAAAGUAUCACGAGUGAAGAUAAAAAUUCUGAAUAUUCUGAUGUAGAAGAAGACCAUAAGAAAGACCAAAGUGAUCAACCCUUAGAUUUAUCUGUAUCAAGAAAACAAAGUGAUAAAGAUUCAGAAGCUGAAAAUGAUGAUCGUUCCUUUCGCAACUCAUCCGUGAAGUCUUAUUCUCCACCAGAAAGUCCCACAGAAAGAAGCAAAACUCCUGAAAACGACACGACGGAUGUAGAUGUAGAGGGAGUGGAGACAAAACGUGAGGAUUCGCCGGCCAUGGUUUCACAACCAUUAGCAUUUCCGAUGCCCGUCCAUCCACAGCAUAAUAACAUUAUUGAUGCUAUGUAUCGACCUAGGUUUCCUCCUUUUCACUCUGCUGAUUCGCUUUUGAGCUCCACACAUUCACCCUACGUUCCGAGCCCGUUUAAUUUUUUAUCCCCACUUCUCGGUACUGAUGGCCCAGAACGGCAACCUAGUGCAUAUGCUAAAUUUCGAGAACUGAGCGCCGGUUCUGGCAAACUUCGAGACCGGUACGCCUGCAAAUUUUGUGGAAAAGUAUUUCCUCGCAGCGCCAACCUAACUCGUCACCUUAGAACACAUACUGGAGAACAGCCGUACAAAUGUAAGUACUGCGAGCGUUCGUUCUCAAUUUCAUCUAAUUUGCAACGUCACGUCAGAAAUAUUCAUAACAAAGAGAGACCGUUUAGAUGUCCUUUAUGUGAUAGGUGUUUCGGUCAGCAAACUAAUUUGGACCGGCACUUGAAGAAGCAUGAAGCGGAAGGCGGUGAUUCACCCAGCUCGGCCGAUACUGAGCGUGAAGACGCGUACUUUGAUGAUAUAAGAUCUUUCAUGGGAAAAGUGACAUGUUCUCCGAGCGCGGGCACCCCGCCCCCGUCGUCCCCGCACAGCGGCGCGCACGCCGGCGCGCUGCCGCCGCUCCCCGCGCACCCGCCGCACGCGCCGCCGCGGCCCUCGCUCGCGAUCUCCACAUAGCCUCCACUAUAUUCGUUGCCACCUCCACCGCCGCUCUGGCAACAACCAUUUGAAUAACAUCAAUUUUAUAUGGCCAUCUUACAUUAUAGGUAAAUAUUUCUGUAGAUAUUUCAUCAAAUGAAAUAUCAAAGUAGUCUCGGAGGUAUGAGAGAACGACAUUGACUACUUGUUGUUCUAUCGAUACUGAGUAAUAAUUCAUAUUUAACUUAAACUGCAAAAGCUUUCUGGCCUCUGUCUUCUGAUAUUGUUAAAGAGAACUGCAAUCACUGUAGAGGAAGUUAUUGAAAUUCAGUAAUAUCGGAAUCAUUUAGUAUCUGCACCAGUGACAUUACUUAUAAAUAAUCCAAAGCGAAAUUGGAAUUUUUUUUUAGUUUACUAUCGAUAUCAUAGGGCAUACUUUCAAACAUAGAAUAAUAAUUAUCUGAGAAACAGUUGAUAAUGUUUCUAUAUCUACUAUUUUAAUUUACAUUGCAACACGUAGGUACCAGUAAGUAUUAAAGCUUAAGUAGGAUUACUUAUUGUUAAUAAUGUUAAUUGAUUAUUUGUUCCUAGUGUAAAUGUAAGAUAAUAAUAUAAACGUAAAUAUUAUUAAAAUUGUACAUAUUUAUCAAUAUUUCCACAUUCUAUCAGUUUCUUAGAUGUGCUAUAAAUAAAUAUAUUGUAAAAUUUCUUAUGUAGAAUUUCCAUUAAAUUCUAAAAUUAUUUAUUUAAAUUGAUACAAAUUAAUUUUAUUUUUAGUCGAAACCUACCAAAGCUUCUUUUUAAAUUACUACAAAGUCUACUUGAUAUUUCCGACAAGUCAAAAUUUGGACAUAAUUUUUCUUAGGUAAGCACGUUUUUAGAUAAACUAACAUAUUUUGUUAAAUUUGUUAUCAAUACAGUUAUUUUUGUAAAUAAACUACAAAAUUAACGGAAGCAUAUCAUGUAUUUAGAAAUCAAAGCUCAAAAUGUUUAGACAUUUGUAUUAUGAAUCAGUAAUUGAAUUAGUUGAUAUAAGUGAAUCGAUGUUUCAUAUUUUCAUCAAAAUAGGAAUCCGAAAUGGCUUACUAAUCACAAGAAAGAUAUAAAAUGAAAUGAAAAUUAUAACUUUAUUUAUAAUAUUAGUUGCUACAAUAGUCGUUAUAACUUGGG
Molecule: messenger RNA, 4111 nt
Organism: Amyelois transitella
Lineage: Eukaryota; Metazoa; Arthropoda; Insecta; Lepidoptera; Pyralidae
Product: histone-lysine N-methyltransferase PRDM16
Exons: 8
Coding region: 245-2980 (911 amino acids)
Cellular component (GO): nucleus
Source: RefSeq, a predicted model, not a curated record